Molecule: messenger RNA, 1331 nt
Organism: Rubroshorea leprosula
Lineage: Eukaryota; Viridiplantae; Streptophyta; Magnoliopsida; Malvales; Dipterocarpaceae
Source: the annotation of a GenBank genome assembly
CCCUCAAAAACGCAAAAUGGCAGGGAGAAACAAGUCUGCAGAAAUCAAAAACUUACAAAUCAUGGUUGCGAACAAAGAAGAUAACAAGAAGCAGCCAGCACCCAGGAGGAGCUCCAACAAGGACAGACACAAGAAGGUUGAUGGCAGGGGAAGGCGAAUAAGGAUGCCGGCGCUGUGUGCGGCGCGGAUUUUUCAGUUGACGAGAGAAUUGGGUCAUAAGUCCGAUGGAGAAACAGUUCAGUGGCUGUUGCAGCAGGCGGAGCCCUCCAUCAUAGUGGCAACUGGAACCGGGACUAUUCCUGCAUCAGCUCUGGAAGCUGCAGGAUCCUCUGUUUCUGAACAGGGGAACUCUGUUUCUGCACCUUUGGACACAAAGGGAGGUGGAGUUGGGCCCAGAGACAGAACCAACUGGACAGUGAUGAGUGGGAAUUUUGGAAGUUCUAAUGUAUCAAAUGGGGUAUGGCCACCAGGGUUUGUUCAUAACCCUAGCCAGUCCAUAGCAGUAUCAAAUUUCAGCAGUGAAGAAAACUCGAAUAACAUGCAGAAAUUUGGGUACCAGGGGCUUGAAUUUCCAAACAUGAAUAUGGGUUUUAUGAGUUUUUCAUCCAUGAUUAAUGGCACUAACCAGCAAGUGCCAGGUCUGGAGCUCGGGCUUUCGCAGGACGCGCAUUUUGGGUGUUUGAGUUCUCAUGCUUUAAGCCAGUUUUAUCAGCAGAUGGGGCAGCAUCGAGGUGGUGGUCAUGGCGGAGGGCCCCUGAAUCAGCAGCACCAGCCGCCAGCUUCUUCAGAUAAGGAUGACUCUCAAGAAUCUAGAGAGUAGAACUCUAGAAGUAUUAGGUAUAAAAAUGUUAUUUCUUUGCCGAAAUUUUGAUCUUAAGGAGCAACAUAGCAUGGAAGAAGCAGAGUGGUUUAGCACAAUGUUUUCUUGUCUUUUCAGACAAGAAAUAAGAGGUGAGACAUUAAAAAGGGUGUUAGAAAGAAAGAAGGUACAUUUUGUGUUUCUGCUUUUGGUCCCUCCUGCGCAAUCACACACAAUUUCAUGGUAAUUUCAUCCUGUUUCUCACUGAAUUUAGGGUUUUCCGGCUUGUCAAAUGCUGGAUGAGUUUUUGAAGACUCCAGUUGAGAAUUGAGUGAAAGUUGGUGACUUUAUUACAUUCACUUUUGGCUUGUGAAAUCUUGUGCUGUGUUUUUAUUAGUUAGAAACAUUUUUGUGAUUCAGGACAUAAAUUGUCUGGGUUGAUUGAGAAAGAUGCCUAAAAAUUUAUUGAUUUCUAGAGGGAGAUUCUCAACUAGUAGAUAAAUAAUGGAGAGAAUGAAGAAGUGAAGAAUUA